Molecule: messenger RNA, 1355 nt
Organism: Lucilia cuprina (Australian sheep blowfly)
Lineage: Eukaryota; Metazoa; Arthropoda; Insecta; Diptera; Calliphoridae
Product: fatty acid hydroxylase domain-containing protein 2
Exons: 4
Coding region: 126-1019 (297 amino acids)
Biological process (GO): sterol biosynthetic process
Molecular function (GO): iron ion binding; C-4 methylsterol oxidase activity
Source: RefSeq, a predicted model, not a curated record
UCAGUCACUUUUAAACGAUCUACAUGAAUGGACUUAAAUUGAAAAAAAUUCUUGCAUAAAUAAAAGAAAAAAUAAUAUUCAUAAAAAUAAUUGGAAAAAAGAAAAAUUAAAUUUAACAAUAAUACAUGGAAAAGCUAACCGAUUUUCCUUUACUACCCACCAGGCAUUUACAAAGUUUCUGGGGAGCUUCUGGAGAUUUUUGGCAGGCACAAUGGGAUAAAUUUAUUGAUAUAACAGGUGAUGAUCCUUUGGUCUUUUGGGUUAUUGGCACCAAUAUCUUUACUAUGCUUGUCUACUGGCUGGUGGGUGGUAUCUACACUUUUAUGGAUCUAACUAAUCGACCAGCAUUUUUACGUAAAUAUAAAAUACAACCGGGUACAAAUGAACCAGUAGAGAGGGCACGUUUACUAAAAGUAAUCUCAAAAGUGAUAAGCAAUCAAAUAUUCAUCGGUGUACCCAUAUCAUUUCUCUCCUAUAAAUUAAUGAAAUUACGAGGUCUUAGUUCAAUAAGAGAAUUGCCGACAUUUCAUUGGGUGUGCGUCGAAUUGACUGUGUGUAUUUUAAUGGAAGAAUUGGGUUUCUAUUACUCACAUCGUUUGCUGCACAAUAAAAAUAUUUAUAAAUUUAUUCAUAAACAACAUCAUGAGUGGACUGCUCCAAUUGCUGUGACGGCUUUGUAUUGUCAUCCCAUUGAACAUAUUUUUAGUAAUUUAUUUCCACCAUUUUUGGGAGUUUUCCUAAUGGGCAGUCAUGUGGCGACCGCCUGGCUAUGGUUUGCUUUGGCCAUACUCUCAACUUUAAAUGCUCAUUCGGGCUAUCAUUUACCCUUUUUUCCAAGUCCAGAGGCCCAUGAUUUUCAUCAUUUGAAAUUCAAUAAUUGUUUUGGUGUUUUGGGAGUUUUGGAUCGUUUGCAUGGUACAGAUACUUUAUUUCGAGCUACUAAAUCCUAUGCUCGUCAUCUUAUGAUGUUAAGUUUUGUACCACCGCGUGAUGCUUUUCCCGAUUCGACUAUGAAGUGAAUCAAUUGCAAGGAAUAGAAUGGAAUAUUUAAGGGUCAAAUAAAAUAUAACAUUAAUUUAAGAAAGGGUCGCGAAGAAAAGCUUUAAAUUUUGUAACAAUUACAGAGUUCUAAAUAAAAUAAACACAAAAUGCAUUGUAGUAGCAAUGAAAAGUUUUCUAGCAAGACUUUUUAUGAAUUCAAAGUAUUCACGAAAGAUUUUAUCACAAAAAUGUUAAGAAAAACCAAAAAAAUUAUAAUUGUGUGUUUUAGAAAAUAGAUAAGUAUUUGAUAGUUUUAAAUUAAUUGUAUGUAGGUGUAAUAAUAAUAAAUAAUAAAUAUUUUAUAUACGUAUGUA